Messenger RNA from Helianthus annuus (common sunflower), 689 nucleotides. RefSeq names its product protein GOS9. Gene Ontology annotation, molecular function: carbohydrate binding. The transcript has 3 exons. NCBI's taxonomy places the organism in Eukaryota, Viridiplantae, Streptophyta, Magnoliopsida, Asterales, Asteraceae. The record is from RefSeq and is a predicted model, not a curated record. Bases 1 to 468 code for a protein of 155 amino acids.
AUGGUUUCAAUUGUGUAUCUCAUUCACAUCAACGCUAACAACCGCAUAGAGGUUGGACCAUGGGGCGGUAGUGGUGGAGCAAAUCCUUGGUCAAUCAUACCAGAUGGUGGUAGGAUUACUCGGAUAAACAUCCGCAGUGGAGCUGUUGUUGAUGCCAUCUCCUUUGGCUAUAGGCAACGCGGUUCCAGCUACAACACUGAUAAUUUUGGUGGUCAUAAUGGCAGACCUUAUACGAUUGACAUUGCCGACAACGAGGAGAUCAUAAAGAUUAGCGGAAAAGUGGGAACUUUUGAGAACAAAACCCUAAUUACACAAUUGACUUUAAUGACCAACAAGCACACAUAUGGACCAUAUGGCACGAAUGGAGGGACUGAUUUCUCUUUUCCUAUAGCUAAAGGUAAGGUUAUUGGAUUCUUCGGAAGAUAUGGUGCCUACCUCGACGCUAUAGGUGUCGUACUUAGCCCUUAGUAGGGGUUGGUUUGGUGAUUAUUGGUAACACGCUUGAUGCGAUAAGUCGUACCCCUAUUAUUAUAAAGAAACAUAUCAAGUGGAGUUAUUCUACUUAUGUUAAGGCUUGUAUGUUUGCUUUGGGUUUUAUUUCGUGUUUCAUCAAUCAAUGUAUGUGUCUAUGUAACUAUAAUAAGCACCCUUGUGGCGCAUGUGCUAUAUAUAAGUGUGUACUACAGAAU